GUUAGCGUGCUCACGUGUCGCGUGACGUGGUUAGCGGUGUUCUGCUGGGCGCUCGAGGUCGUUCAUCUUUAGGCUAAAAUGUUUAAGUUGGAGGGACUUGGUCCAAAAAUGGACCCGGAGGAGAUGAAGAAGAGAAUGCGAGAGGACGUCGUGUCGUCUGUCCGCAACUUUGUGAUCUAUGUGGUGCUUCUUAGAGUCACGCCGUACAUUUUGAAGAAGCUGGACAGCAUAUGAAGCUGUUUGCCCCCCGGGCUGGUGCGCAUGUCCUGCCACCUGCGUGACGGAACCACGCAGCACGUAAUGUCCUCUGUCGUGUGGCCUCGUCAUCCCCGGGUGUUAAAUGGAGCUUUGCAUGGACGACGUUCUAGUUUGCGAGGGACUUUGUCACUAAGGAUGUUCUGGACCAUUCUGUGCCCUUCAUAGACUGAGCAAUAAACCCCUGAUGUGUUAAAAUUGUACAUCACAAGAAAUGUUUUUAAUAGUCAGUCAUAUGUACUUACGCAAGGGUAAUUGCAGUAGUAUGGUACAAGGUAUCUUAUGUGGCUUUGAUGUUUUUAUUUGCAAAUAUUGCAAACCUAGGAGUAAUAUUAGUCAAUUUGCAUCGAGACUGCAUACAGAUCCCAUAUUUAUUUUGAAUGGUGUAGUGUUUUAUGCUUUCAUAUAACACUAUUAUUUUUGGAUUUCUAUUAAACUCCAUUUGGGCCUCUUGUAUUUGAA
Molecule: messenger RNA, 717 nt
Organism: Electrophorus electricus (electric eel)
Lineage: Eukaryota; Metazoa; Chordata; Actinopteri; Gymnotiformes; Gymnotidae
Gene: tomm5
Product: translocase of outer mitochondrial membrane 5 homolog (yeast)
Cellular component (GO): mitochondrial outer membrane translocase complex
Source: RefSeq, a predicted model, not a curated record